Molecule: messenger RNA, 1595 nt
Organism: Lactuca saligna
Lineage: Eukaryota; Viridiplantae; Streptophyta; Magnoliopsida; Asterales; Asteraceae
Source: the annotation of a GenBank genome assembly
CCCAUUAUCUUCAAAGGCCUUUCAUGCACCAGUAAUAAAAGAAUUGUGGUUGACUUAGACUUGAGAUUGGUCACACAAAAAAAAACACAACCCUCAUCCACCUUAAAAGAAUCCGAUCAGCUUCUUACCAGUCAUACCUCCACCAGGGCUAACCAGACAAAGUCACAGCCAAAUUACAUUUCUUUCUUCCACCGGAAAAGUAGCCAAGAAUCCGACACCACCCCUUUUGCUAGCUUCAGUUCAUAUAGCUCCCGGAUUGUUGUUGCGUAUAAGUUCUUGCGAUGACACCUGAAAGUAAAACAAAUGCUUCACCAAAAGAUUCAAAGAAGCCACGUUUGACCGAUCAAGCAGCUUCCGUCAAGAGAAAAAGAUUCCGGCGAAUCAAAAGUGCCCCACUUGCGGAUUCUUUUGGUACCGAUUUCAAAAAAGCCGUUGCAUCUCUUCCACGACCCAAGUCUAUUUUUGACCAUUUUUACCCGAGUUACUGGAAGAUAGGUAUCGUCUUCUUCGCAUAUCUAGUUGCAGGUAUGGUUUGCUUUCAUCUAGCUAGACACCAGAUUUCCGGAAAGAAAACAAACAGCAUACUCGAUGCACUUUACUUCACUGUUGUAACAAUGACAUCAGUCGGAUAUGGAGACCUUGUUCCCGCUAGCACUCUCACAAUACUUCUCGCUUGUCUUUUUGUUGUCUCGGGGAUGGUGAUUGUCGGGGUUGUUUUAAGUAAAGCAGCUGAUCUUUUAGUCGAGAAACAAGCAAACUUGCUUGUGAAAGCGAUGCACAUGAAUGAAACUAUCGGUGAAGCAGAAAUCCUUAAAAAGAUCAAAACGAAGAGCGUGAGACACAAGUGUAUAACCUUGCUUGUGUUCCUUCUUGUAUUUAUGGCUGCAGGAACAGGAAUUUUACUUUCUGUUGAGGAUUUGAACUUCAUUAAUGCGUUCUAUUGUGUUGUUGCGACGCUUACUGGACUUGGUUAUAUAGAUAAAUGCUUCUCGACAACAGGUGGACGUGUUUUUGCUCUUUUUUGGAUCUUGUUAGGUACUCUCUAUGUAGCUCAAUUGCUGUUUACUUUUGCUUUAUUACACACUGAAAGAAGGCAACGAUCGUUGGUCAAAUGGGUUCUUAAAAGAAAAACAACGGUUUCUGACCUCGAGGCAGCUGAUUUUGAUGGUGAUGGCAUCGUUGUAGCUGCUGAGUUCAUUGUCUUUAAGCUAAAAGAGAUGGGGAAGAUCAAUGAAGAUGAUAUCACACCCAUCAUGGAUGAGUUUGAGACACUCGAUUUUGACAAAACUGGAACGUUAACUGUGUCUGAUCUUCUGUUUUCUCAAUCGUCUUUGCCGGCAUCUGACGUUUUAACAUCCCGUGUAUCAUUCUAAGGCGAUGCUGGUAACAAAAUUUUGAAAAUCCGUACUUUUAUACUAUAUAUGUAUUAGGGGCAUUGAAUAUAUGAAGUUUAUGGUUAAUUUGCAACCAAAUCUAUGUUUUUGUUCGAUUUACAACGCCUAAGACGUUGGAUAUUCGAAAUAUCUGUACUAAAAGCCGUGCAUAUAACUCAUAUAAUUCUUAAUGAAGCGAUGUGAAUUUUCGAGUCCUAUAUA